Aplosporella prunicola CBS 121167 is the source of this 804-nucleotide messenger RNA. RefSeq lists its product as uncharacterized. The transcript is spliced from 2 exons. Bases 1 to 804 code for a protein of 267 amino acids. The record is from RefSeq and is a predicted model, not a curated record. NCBI's taxonomy places the organism in Eukaryota, Fungi, Ascomycota, Dothideomycetes, Botryosphaeriales, Aplosporellaceae.
AUGCCUCAGCACCAGCCGCAGUCGCCUUACACGACCGCCUCGCACCUCGACUACGCUCCGCGCGGCCGCAAGCGCUCCCGCGAGUACGAGCUGCGACUCGACCUUCAGGGCCUUCAUGGACUCUCCGGCGACGAAGGGCCGGGCGAAGUGCCCGUCUCUUUGACUCCGCACGGCUAUCACAGUCAUGGCGCCUCGAUGCACUACCAGACGGCUCCUGGUCCGCCUCCGCACCACCUGCCUCUGCCGCCGCCACCGCAGCAACACCAUCACCAUCGGCUGCCAAACCAGGCGCCUCCGCACAAGCUGCACCGUGGCAGCUAUGGAGAGCCCUCGCCGCCACUGACGUCUCACGGCCCGCCCAGCGUCGUGGGCCAGGAGGGCAUGCCGGCGCCCGCGCCUCGGCCUCGUGGACCAAAGCUCAAAUUCACGCCCGAGGACGACCAGCUGCUGGUGGACCUGAAGGAAAAGAAAAACCUCACGUGGAAGCAAAUUGCAGAAUUUUUCCCUGGCAGAAGCUCGGGAACCCUGCAGGUCAGGUACUGCACUAAGUUGAAGGCGAAGACGACAGUCUGGACGGACGAGAUGGUGCAAAAAUUGCGCAACGCGAUUCAGGAGUACGAGAACGACAAGUGGCGCAUCAUCUCGGCCAAGGUUGGCAGUGGCUUCUCGCCUGCAGCCUGCCGCGACAAGGUCGCUGAAUUAUCGGGCGAGGCCAUCUUACCAGACGACGCCGAGGAUGUCAGCUUUUCCCAUGCGGAGAUGAUUCCCAGCAGCUCGAGCGACCCGGGGGUACCCUUCCAAUAA